Molecule: messenger RNA, 1740 nt
Organism: Microthlaspi erraticum
Lineage: Eukaryota; Viridiplantae; Streptophyta; Magnoliopsida; Brassicales; Brassicaceae
Source: the annotation of a GenBank genome assembly
AUGAAUCACAACACCAACAUCCACUUUGGGAACCGGACACUGAUCCCACACGAUCUCCACGGCCGGAGUUACCAAGACCCAGCCGUAAGCAUCGUGCCACAUCCGUUCCCUCCCAACCGCGCUCAUCCGACGUUUGAAGGACCUAGCCGAGACGAGCAUCAUUACCAUCAUCAUCAAAACCGACCUCCGGUUUAUCAUCAACCACCUAGACCAGUGUUGCAUUCACACCACGACCAUGUUCUCAAUAGGCGGAGAGAUAGCCAUUUCGAUGCCGUGCUUGAGGGUUUCAUGGAGAGCCAAAGAAGAACUAGCCGCGACAUUGAGACAAAGCUAGAGUUCACGCGAUACGAACUAGAUGGAAGACUUGGAGAACUCUCUACCCAAAUAGAGAGAGUAGAGUCAAGAUGCUUGGACAUGGAGGAAGAUUUGAAGAAGCAAGGCGAGGCCAUUGAAGACAAUAGGAGAGCGAUACACUUUACCAAAGUUUCUACCAAGGAGAUGGACAAUCACUUAGAUGAGAAGAUCUCAAGUCUUGAUAACAACCUCGAUGGCACCACCAAGAGUCUCAAUUCAAUAACAGCAGUAGCUCAUCAAGCUAAGAGGGAGGUAGCCGAAGUGACACUAAAGGAGAGGCAAUGUUACUCGACGAUGCUUACAUUGGUGGAAGGGCAAAAACAAGUGAAGGCACAAAUCCGAGAUUUACACAUCUCUCUAGACAAGAGGAGCCAAGAUAUUCAAAGAAGAGCUAGAGGGCUUGAAGACAAAGUAGAUGGAGUCUCCAAGGAAGUCAAGGAUUUAACCACUCGCUUAGCCAACUUGGAAGAGAAGGUCUUGACCGAGCAAAGACGACCAAGAAGAGAGCUGAUCAAGAAAGAGCCACAAGCUAACCACUGGAACAAAGAGAAGAUAGCACCAAAAGGAAGAACCCUUACUCAAAGGUCUUCACAACCGCCUCCCACCAAGGAGAAGAGGAAGACAAGAUCAUCACUUGAAGAGAUCAUAGAUGAUUUCAACUUUAUGGCGAGGAGAUUCCCUUAUGGUGUGCCGUUUGAUAAUGCUUGCAACAAGAGUCCAUUCAUGCAAGACCUAGCUUGGACACAAGAUUGGAGUCUAGCUGAAUUGGAAAAGAUGUACGAGGAAGCAAGAAAGGGGAUGCCUAAACCUAGGUUUCUACACAAGCUUCAUGACCCAGGUUACUUCCUUAUACAUUUCUCUAUCAAUGGAAGCUACUUUGAUGAUGCUCUUUGCGAUUCCGGUUCUAGUGUGAACCUUAUGCCGGCCGAGAUAGCCAAGAAGUUGGGAUUGAUCAAUUCAAUUGUGAAAUCUCGAAUGGAUUUAAAGCUAGCUGAUUCAUCAUUGACCGAACCACUUGGAGAGGUUAAAGACAUUCAGCUUGAUUUUGGAGGCUGCAUAGUUCCAGCCAACUUCUAUGUAGUAACCAUGAAGGAUCCGGAGGACUUAAAGCUUUUGCUUGGAAGAUCAUUCCUAGCCACAGCUGGAGCGAUCAUGGAUUGGCCUAAUAGAAGAAUCUCUCUAGCCAAUGUUGACAAGGACACCUUCUACGAUGCUGCACCUCCCGGUUUCUCAUCCAAGCGAUUUCGCUACACAAGUGGAGGAGAGUGCUCACAAGUAAGAGGAGAGUCGCAUGGCUACUUGAUCAAGGAAGUUCUACAGGACAAGAUGCACUUGGAAUCAUCAGGCAACAGGAAGUUCUUGGAGCCACCAAUCCUACCUAACUAA